AUGAGCAAGGCCUCGGGCGGCUACGGCGAGGCCUCGGGCGGCUACGGCGACGGCGCCCAACCCCAACCCGACGCGGACUUCGACUGCGGGGCCGCGUACGGCAACUGGCAAGCCGCGUGGUCUUUCGACAAGAAGCGCUGGUGCUGCGAGAACCAGCAAAGGGGCUGCCCGGAGACGAGCAGGGCCUACGACUGCCAAAGUCACGAGGCAAGCUGGUCGGAGAUGAAGCAGGCUUGGUGCUGCAGUCGCUUGAACAUCGGCUGUGGCGAAGUGAUCACCUCCGUGCCCUACGACUGCACGGCAGGGGAGAAGAACUGGAAGAAGGGCUGGUCGAUUCCCAAGAAGCAGUGGUGCUGCCAGGAAUUCAAAGUGGGCUGCCUCCAUGACGAGUCGGACUUCGACUGCGACGAGGGUCUGGACAACUGGAAGUUGGGCUGGUCGCUGGACAAGAUGCGCUUCUGCUGCGACACCCAGGGCCGGGGUUGUUUGCCCACCACCACCACCGCCAUGUUCGACUGCCACGCCGGGCUCGCGGACUGGGAGGCGGGUUGGUCGCACCCGAAGAAGCUCUGGUGCUGCAGCCACUUCAGCCGCGGCUGUCCCCGCACCACGCCGCCGGAGCCCUACGACUGUGGAGCGGCGGUGGACAACUGGAAGGAGGCAUGGUCGAAGCUGAAGCAGCAGUGGUGCUGCGAACACCACGGCCACGGCUGUCUGGUCACCACGUCUCUGCCCUACGACUGCUUCGCGGGCUUCAGCCAGGAGCAGCUCGCGUGGUCGACUCCCAAGAAGGACUGGUGCUGCAGCCACUUCCAGCGGGGUUGCGCGCCAGAGGUCACCACCACCCUGCUGCCCUACGACUGCUACGCGGGGUACGAGAACUGGCAGAACGGGUGGUCCGACAGCAAGAAGCGGUGGUGCUGCGACCGCUUCAGCAAGGGCUGCGCCCACGUGCAGAGCUCGGCGCCCUUCGACUGCGACGCCGGGGUCUCGCGCUGGGAGAGGGGCUGGCCCGUGAGCAAGAAGCGCUGGUGCUGCGUCCACGCGCAGCGCGCCUGCGAUCCCUACGACUGUUCGGAUGGCUUCCAAGACUGGAGGGCUCUGUGGUCGAUGGCCAAGCAAGCUUGGUGCUGCGACAAGGAGCAUCGGGGCUGCCCUCCGCCCACCACCACGGGGCCCUUCGACUGCUCCGCGGGGUACGCCAACUGGGACAUCGACUGGUCCGGCGCCAAGAAGGCGUGGUGCUGCAAGAACCACCAGCGCGCCUGCGAGCGCUUCGAUUGCCACCUGGGCUUCAGUCACUGGCAAGUGAAGUGGCCGCCGGAGAAACAGAAGUUCUGCUGCGCGCACUCGGGCGCCGGCUGCCCCGUGAAGACCACGUCCGAGCGCUUUGACUGCCUCAGCGGCUACGAGCGCUGGGAGGCCUGGAGCGCCCCGAAGCGCCACUUCUGCUGCGCCGCCUACGAGCGCGCCUGCGACCCCUUCGACUGCGAG
Effrenium voratum is the source of this 1494-nucleotide messenger RNA. NCBI's taxonomy places the organism in Eukaryota, Dinophyceae, Suessiales, Symbiodiniaceae. The record is from the annotation of a GenBank genome assembly.